AUUGGGGGUGGGAGGAAGUUAUCCAAAUUUAGCACUGUCCGCUGGUUGUAUACGAUAGGAAUUCAGGGUAUUAUUUGGAAAUUUGAGCUGCAUCGUGGUGGCCAAAAGUUAAUUAUCCCUAUUUUGCUGACCAGACAUUUGAACCCUGUCUUUGCGAGUGGGGCACUGAUUAUUCCAGCAUCUCUCUACUUCCUUUUGAAGAAAUUUUUAAUCAAACCCUAUUACCUUAAAAGGAAUAAGCAGAAGGCUCUAGAGAAUGCAGAGAAAACUUCUUCUCAGGUUCAAGAAGGUAGGGCCGCAGCAGAGAAAGCUCAGCAAUUACAACAAACUGUUGCUAAUAGGAAAAAAAGUAAGCAAUUAGAAACAGGCGGACUAGUUAUUACCAGAGCGCUAUAUGGAAACCACGUUAUCCUGAGCAAGAUAAAUGCAUCAAGUGCAUCAAGUCGUGAAUCAGCUUCAGAAGUUAUAGAUGUUACAAUACCUCUCAAUUUCCUUGUUAGUGAUUCUGGCCAACUCAAGCUUCACGAAGGUGUAAAAAAAUCAGGCAUCAUGGGCUUUUGUGAUCCAUGCCCAGGAGAACCUAAAAAGUUGUAUGUAGAGUACUCUUACGCUGGCAACCAAUACAAGGUCCUGGUUGAUGAUUAUGAAGAGUUAUUGAUCCCCCGCGGCGCCCACAGGAUUUGAAGAUCAACAUGUGCAUUAUAACGUAAUUUGCCUCUUGCAGUUUUCAAUGGUUUACGUGCUUGAGGUUCUUCAUCUUUCUCAUACAUUUGAGUAAAAGAGGUGCCUCUUCCAUAAUUUUUUGCCAUCGGUUGUAAAAUUAACUGAAACUCAUUUGUAAUUGAUGUCUUGAUUAUGUCGUUCUUUUGUUCAAAAAUAAUAAUGGACAGAAAAGUUGGAAGAGGAAAAGGCGUAAAUAUUGAUUUGACUUCAUAACUCAGGCAAAACUGGCUUUGCAAUGCAUUGAUGAGGAUGAAGGUGAGUGGCUGGCUCUUUCCUGGUUGGUUUUCUGUGGGAAUUGAUUGGAGGUCAUGUAGAGUUGUACCAUUUUGUCAGAACAGGGGAAGUUAAAAUUAUUGUAGUUGAUGUAACCAAAAAAAGGGGGGGGUAUUGUAGUUGGGAAACAAGGCUCUUUCUUGGUUAAUUUUGGGGGUUCCGUAAUUCAAUGCUUUGCCAGAAGAUAUUAUAGUAA
Messenger RNA from Neltuma alba, 1192 nucleotides. RefSeq names its product chaperone protein dnaJ 13. The record is from RefSeq and is a predicted model, not a curated record. The annotation marks the transcript as partial. The transcript is spliced from 7 exons. Lineage: Eukaryota; Viridiplantae; Streptophyta; Magnoliopsida; Fabales; Fabaceae.